Trichosurus vulpecula (common brushtail) is the source of this 1506-nucleotide messenger RNA. RefSeq names its product suprabasin (gene SBSN). The transcript is spliced from 6 exons. Bases 1 to 1506 code for a protein of 501 amino acids. The record is from RefSeq and is a predicted model, not a curated record. NCBI's taxonomy places the organism in Eukaryota, Metazoa, Chordata, Mammalia, Diprotodontia, Phalangeridae.
AUGCAUCCUGCCACCUUAGUCUACACUUGCUCCUUCUUGCUGCUGGUAGGGGCUUUGCCUGGCUGGACAGCUGAAGUAGACCCCUUUGGGAAGGUCAUUGAGGGCAUCAACCAUGGGCUGAGCAGUGCUGAAAGGGAGGUGGGCAAGGCCCUGGACGGCAUCAACCAUGGGAUCACUCAAGCUGGCAGAGAAGUAGAGAAAGUUUUCAACGGCCUUAGCAGCAUUGGGAAAGAGGCUAGCAGGGAGGUAGACAAAGGCGUCCAAGGGAUCAACCACAGUCUGGACCAGCUGGCCCAUGGAGCUAACCAUGCUGCUGGGCAGGCAGGAAAGGAGACAGAAAAAGUGAUCCAAGGUGCCAACCAUGGGCUCAGCAACGCCGGGAAGGAAGUGGACAAGGGCAUCCACGAUGCGAAUCAUGCUGUCGGGCAGGCCGGGAAGGAGGUAGAGAAGUUUGGCCAAGGGGUCAACCAUGCUGCUGGGCAGGCCGGGAAGGAGGUGGACAAGUUUGACCAAGGGAUCAACUAUGCUGCUGGGCAGGCAGGGAAGGAGGUGGACAGAUUUGGUCAAGGGGUCAACCAUGCUGCUGGGCAGGCAGGGAAGGAGGUGGACAGAUUUGGCCAUGGGGUCAACCAUGCUGUUGGACAGGCCGGGAAAGAGGUGGACAGAUUUGGCCAAGGAGUCAACCAUGCUGUUGGGCAGGCUGGAAAGGAGGUGGAUAGAUUUGGUCAAGGGGUCAACCAUGCUGCUGGGCAGGCCGGGAAGGAGGUGGACAAGUUUGACCAAGGGAUCAACCAUGCUGCUGGGCAGGCAGGAAAGGAGGUGGACAAGUUUGACCAAGGGAUUAACUAUGCUGCUGGGCAGGCAGGGAAGGAGGUGGACAGAUUUGGUCAAGGGGUCAACCAUGCUGCUGGGCAGGCAGGGAAGGAGGUGGACAGAUUUGGCCAAGGGGUCAACCAUGCUGUUGGACAGGCUGGGAAAGAGGUGGACAGAUUUGGCCAAGGGGUCAACCAUGCUGUUGGGCAGGCUGGAAAGGAGGUAGAGAAAUUUGGUCAAGGAGUCAACCAUGCUGCUGGGCAGGCUGGGAAGGAGGCAGAGAAAUUUGGCCAAGGAGUCAACCAUGCUGCUGGGCAGGCUGGGAAGGAGGCAGAGAAAUUUGGCCAAGGAGUCAACCAUGCUGCUGGGCAGGCUGGGAAGGAGGCAGAGAAGGUUAACCAAGGGGUCAACCAUGCUUCUGGGCAGGUAGAGAAGGAGAUAGAGAAGGUAAAGCAAGGUGUCAACCAUGCUGCUGGGCAGGCUGGGAAGGAGGCAGAGAAGGUCAAGGAGGAUGUCCACCAUGGGUUCAACCAAGCCGGCAAGGAGGCCAACCAGCUGCUGAAUGGAGCUCAUCACGGAGGAGCUGGCGGCAGCGGGGUAGGAGUCACACCCUUGAACUCUGGGGCCUCGGUCAACAAGCUCUUCAUGGACUUGCCAGCUCUGUGGAAAAGCAUCGUCAGCAUGGGCCUGUGA